AUUCAGUCGUAUUUAUGCUAUCGGAUGAUGAACUCGGAAGAUCGUCCAAAUACAACAAAUCAGCCUCCAAAGACGAUUUUAUCUUUCGUCCUAGACCAUAGUGAAGAAGAAAAGGAGCAAAAUGAUGGAGGCCCCUUCGGAAAAUGGCAUUCAAUAAUCAAUCUGCUUGGAAUACUUUAUACAAAACUUAUUAUUCUAGCUGGGAUAGCUCUACCAAUAACCGAAGCUCUUAGAGCCCAGUGGUAUGAAACCCACUACGUCGCAGCCUUUUAUGUCUACUUAUACGGAGUUUCAAUAUUAUUUCUAAUUUGGCUAUUAUUCUCCCUUAGAAAAACCGACCAUAAAGUGAAACACCAGGUUCACGAAAAUCGGGCUUUUUCCGGGAAUAGAUCAACUAGUGAGCAUUCGCUUAGUUCUCUUGAACAUAAGAGUAGUAACUUGGUACUACAACGGGUUGAUGAUCCCUCCAGGAGAAUAAGUCAGUAUAGUCUAAAUGGGGGUGUCGUUUAUAAUCCAACGGCCUUGAGUUAUGAUGACUUUAGAGCGAUACCUGAAUUUGACACAAUUUCUAACACUGUGGGAGAGACUACUGAAGAGAUAAAAGAGUACAUAUGCUAUCAUACAACGACGGCGACUAUGAGUCAUGAAGGUUCAAGUUUUUAUCUUAGACUUGGAGCUAUAAUUUUUGCUUUAGCAAACUUAAUCUAUUUGGCUUUGGAAGUUGAACAAAAAUAUGGUGAACAUCCGAAAAAUUGCACAAGUAAACAAGUUAUUUAUCCAGUUUUUGUUCAUAUUGUAUUCAUUUUAUUGCAAACUUUCUUUUUGUUUAAACACAACAAGAUUCAUCCGGAUCAAGGUAGUCCUAUUGUUUUUGCAGGCCUUCUACACAUUAUAGGAACAAAUUUUUGUGUAUGGAUGAGGUAUCUGGUAAGAGAAGUGGAAGAAGGAGUACAUAUGGCGGAUCAUGCAAAUGAUAAAGCUGGUAACGGAAAUAACUGUUCAUCGCAGAAUAGUCUUGUAUCAAAAGCUUCUCCGUACCUCUUCCCUUUCGUUCUCGAGUACAGUCUUAUAGCCGCAGCAACAAUGAUGGUUAUGUCGUCAGAAUUAACAGUUAGAGUAACAAGCGAUUUAAUAGAAAAAGUUCGAAAGCAAUUGAAGAAAAAUCAACAAUUACGAAAAAGGGCUUCAACUAUAAGUAAACCAUCCCAGCAUAUAGAGGAAGGUGUUGAGUUUCAAAAAGCUCAUACGGGAAUGUUCACUGGUAUAGUUUUCUUGGCUGUAUCUGUUAUCGGUAUGAUACUCUUCUUAAACACUUACAACAAAAAUAAGACGGAUAAAAAAGAUCUAGCUAUCAAAAUUCACCAUUGUUUCGACAUUGGUCUCAAUUUGAUUAUGGCAAUAGCAUCGAUAUUGAGUAUGAUAAGACUCAUGUCAAAGUUAUCAUAUAGCUAUUCAUCAAAGAAUGGUGUAGAUCAAGGCUUAAUUAUAUUAUCGUCUGGUGGUGGGAUCUUACUGAAUACAUUUAUGUUCAUUGCUGCUGUAACAGGUAUUUUUCAAAAUGAUAACAGGCUAGUCAUUCUGAAGUUGAGAAGUGCCCAAUCAUUUCUUGGUGUAAUACAAACGUUGAUCCAGACUACUAUGAUUAUAGAUGGAUUGCAAAGAUAUUCUAAGACGCAAUCGCAACAGCAGGAGAAACCCGGAAGAAACCAUAUAACAUUCUUAAUUGUCGCCAAUUUAGGUAUGUGGCUAUUUAAAAUGGUUCAACUAAAACAACUGGGGUUGGAUAGGCAACGAGAAUUCUUUGGAAAAUUAGCUUGGGCUAUUGUUCUAAACGUUUGCUUACCAUUGCAGUUGUUCUUCCAUUUUCACUCAACUGUAUGCCUAGCUGAUAUUUGGGUGAGCGCUUAUGAACCAGACGCGGAUCACAAUGUUUAUAUUGUUGACACCUAA
Molecule: messenger RNA, 1950 nt
Organism: Dimorphilus gyrociliatus
Lineage: Eukaryota; Metazoa; Annelida; Polychaeta; Dinophilidae
Source: the annotation of a GenBank genome assembly